Drosophila simulans is the source of this 4347-nucleotide messenger RNA. RefSeq lists its product as uncharacterized. Gene Ontology annotation, biological process: DNA integration. NCBI's taxonomy places the organism in Eukaryota, Metazoa, Arthropoda, Insecta, Diptera, Drosophilidae. The coding region runs from base 1 to 4347 and encodes 1448 amino acids. The transcript is spliced from 5 exons. The record is from RefSeq and is a predicted model, not a curated record. Gene Ontology annotation, molecular function: nucleic acid binding.
AUGUCGAAAUUUGAUCAACUGGUGCGAGUUCAAACUGACCGCAUUGAGUCUUUGAAGCGCUUGUUCAGUAAUGUGAAAAAAGACUCGAGUGCGCGGAAAACGGAAAUAUAUUUCGAAAAACGUUUGAAUCAAAUCGACGAGUUUAACAAAGAAUUUCAUCAGGCGCAUCACACACUUAUAUGCAUGGCAGAGUACGAAGAAAGUGUGUAUAAGCUACAAAAUACAAUCAGCCAAUUCGAAGACCUAGGCAUGGAAGUUUACUGUUUCGUGGCCGAAGAAAAGAAACGAAUUUAUCCAGGCACAGUGACGCACAACGAAUCAGCUAACUCUACAAUAACAACACAUGUAGAGGAAGUACGGAUACCACUGCCAAAAUUACCAGUUCCGAAAUUCUCUGGCAACUGCGCGGACUGGCCAAGUUUUCAUGAUGCAUUUUUACGCUUAAUUCACAAUAAUGAGCGUCUGGAUAAGAUUCAAAGGUUCCAUUUUUUAAAGGAAGCAUUACCAGUAGGCCUGGACAACGACAUUCGCCAAAUCGCUUUAACUGAAGCAAACUAUGAAGUCGCUUGGACCACACUUCUACAACGAUAUAACAACCCACGAAUUGUGUUCGCCAGCCACAUGAACAUGCUCUACAACUUACCGAAUCUUUCGAAAGAAAAAUCUGCUGACAUACGGUCUAUGGUUAGUACAGUCAACGUCUGCAUUGCCGCUUGCAAUACCGUCAAGGCGCCACUACAGGGAGGAGAUUUUUGGCUGACUCAUUAUCUAACAACCAAACUACCCAAAGACACUCACACAGCUUGGGAGCAUCAUCUGGGCAGCAAGAUUGACGUUCCUUCAUACAAAGAUCUGCAACAGUUCCUCAAUGAUCGACUUGUUACGUUAGACGCUAUUGAAAGCCGUAACGCGUGCAGCGGCAUGAAACAGUCAAAUGAAACUUCAGACGGUACUAAACGCGUGCGUGUGCACAGCGCCCACACCAGAUCCAAGCGAAUCGAUAUCAUUUUUGGAGCCGACCUUAUGGCACAACUCUUGUUACCUGGAACUAAGAUUGGCUUGCCAAACGAACCCAUAGCGCAGAAUACUCAACUCGGAUGGGUUCUGUUAGGCAAUGUUGGCAACACGCAUAUUACACGCCACAUUCGAUGUAAUCAUGCCAUAAUAAACUCCGAAGAGCUGCUUAAGGUAUUUUGCGAGGUAGAAUCAGUUCCAGAACGCCCAAAGCUCUCCAAAGAAGAUCAAUGGUGCGAGUCUUUCUUUAAGCAGACCCAUCAACGUCAACCAGACGGCAGUUAUCAAGUCCGUUUGCCAUUCAAGAGGAACUUUGACCCCAGUAUGACGCUCGGAAAAUCUCAUCAGAUCGCCCUGAACAGAUAUCUUCAACUCGAAAGGCGCCUUCAAAGGGACCCAGACAAAUGGAUCAGAUACUGCAAAGGAAUUGAAGAAUAUUUUCAACUAGGUCAAAUCACGUUGGCAGAGACGAGCGAAAACUCAACCAUAACCACGGAUUCCUACGGUCGGCAUGUUGCAUCAUGCGUGCUACCACAUCAUGCAGUUUUCAAAGAAGAAAGCCUCACCACAAAACAACGUAUCGUUUUUGACGCAUCGGCCCGGACCUCAAAUGGCAGAUCGUUAAACGAUGUACUAUGUGUAGGUCCCACGCUGCAAAAUGAUCUGCCAGCCGUUCUCUUAAAUUGGAGACAAUAUCAGUUUGUUUUCACUGCCGAUAUACAACGAAUGUAUCGCUGUAUCAAUGUCCACCCUGAUGACACGCAGUACCAGAGGAUUUUAUGGCGGGCGGCGGAUGGAGUCAUCAAACAGCAUUGCUUAACUACCGUCACGUUUGGAACAGCGUCUGCACCUUAUACAGCUAUAAGAGUCAUCCAUCAAAUCGCUGAAGACACACAGACAAAAUAUCCUAUGGCAUCCAACGUUCUCAAAAAUGAGAUAUAUGUCGACGACAUUCUCUCAGGCGAUCAUUCACAAGAGGAAGCAAUACGGAAAAGUUUGCAAACUAUGCUAGCUUUAAAAUCCUCUGGCAUGGAGCUACGAAAAUGGGCUAGUAAUGACCAGGAGCUGAUGGCAACGAUACCUCUCGAGCAUCGAUGCAAGCAGACAUCCCUCAGUUGGGACAAUGCGGACACCAUCAAAACACUGGCAAAGAUUAUAUUGAAAGAAAUUACACUAGCGAAGCAAUAUCGCGAGGACGGAUCGAGUACAUCACUGGAUUGGGAUGAGCCAGUUCCCAACACCAUUGCCGUCAAAUGGCAACAAUUUCGACAGCAACUAAUGAAGGUUAACACGAUCAAAAUACCACGCAGCGUCAAAUUUACGCCACUAUUUAGUAGUGAGAUACAACUGCACACCUUUUGCGAUGGAUCCUCCAGUGCUUACGCAGCAGCAGUGUAUGCACGCACCCAACAGUCUGAUGGGACUUUCUAUACCACUCUCAUCGUCGCAAAAUCAAAAAUUUCGCCAACCAAGCCGUUAACAAUACCGCGCACUGAGCUAUGCGGUGCAGUAUUAGCUACCAAACUCACCAAAUGGGUGCUGGAGAAUAACCGAUGGACCAAUGCACAUAUAUCUACCUUUUACUGGACCGAUGCUACCAUUGUUCUGCACUGGAUUAAAGGAGACAUUACUAGGUGGAAAACGUUUGUAGCCAACCGAGUGUCUUACAUUCUCGACCACACCUCAGCGGCUCAGUGGCACCACAUAGACACAUCGGAAAACCCAGCAGAUUGCGCAACCAGAGGCUUACCACCGAGCCAAAUACCUGAUAUUUGGUGGCAUGGCCCAUCCUGGCUAUGCAAACCACACAAUAUUUGGCCAAACACGCAAUCACAAUUGCUCAAUCCAGAAGAACGGGAUCUGGAGGCCAAAUCCAUAAAAAUUAGAGCCUUCACUACCUUGUCAGACACAAAGGAUUCUAUUAUUGACCGAUUCUCGUCGUAUACAAAACUGCUACGUGUCACGGCAUACAUGUUACGAUUCUGCCACAAUGCUCAUGCUCGAGCACAACGAAGUCACGGAUCACUCUCUCCUGACGAGCUGGAUGAGGCCCUGUGCUGCAUAGCUCGCCUUGCACAAUCCGAUACAUUUCACGCCGACAUCCAAGCGCUUAAAAGGAACAAGCCGUUACCACCCCGUAGCACACUUUCAAAUCUUACACCGUUUCUUGACAACAAUAUCUUGAGGAUUCGUGGCCAUUUGGUAAUUCAACACUCUCAUCAGCUCACUCUACAUGGCGGCGCUCAAUUAACACUGGCUCACAUACGCUACAAAUUCUGGAUUCCCAGAGGCAGACAAGCAGUCAGGCGAAUCAUCCGGAAAUGCGUCACAUGUUUUAAGGUAGCUCCAGUCGUAGCGAAGCAAUUGAUGGGUGACUUGCCAUUACAUCGAGUCAACCCCCCAACUCGUCCGUUCAUUACAACAGGAGUUGACUACACUGGUGCGAUUGAACUUCAAGCCGCGCGUGUACGAGGAUCAACCACCUACAAAGGCUAUGUAGCCAUUUUUAUAUGCUUAGCAACCAAGGCGGUCCACUUGGAAGCCGUCACUGGACUUUCAACAGAGCACUUCCUGCAAGCAUUUACGCGAUUCACCGGACGUCGAGGACAAGUUCAACAUAUGUAUAGUGAUAACGGCACAAAUUUUGUUGGCGCGAGUACAUCGCUUAACCAGCCCAUCACUUGCAAGGCAGCCCUAAACGAAUCGACAUGUCAACAUGGGACAAGGUGGCAUUUCACACCUCCAUAUUCUCCCAAUUUUGGUGGCAUCUGGGAGGCAAACGUGAAAGCAAUGAAGCAUCAUCUUAAACGGAUCGUCGGCAGCCACAAGCAGACGUAUGAGGAGCUUACUACAGUUUUGAUCAGGAUUGAAGCAUGUUUGAACUCACGUCCACUUUGCCCGCUAACCGCCGACCCUGACGAUUUAGAAGUACUAACUCCAGCACAUUUCUUAAUUGGUGACGCACUACUGGCACCGCCACAAGGUCGGCCGAAUAAUAAGCCUUUGCGUGAACUAUUUCUCGCACAACAACACAUGACGCGACAAUUCUGGUCCCAAUGGUCUCGUGAUUGGUUAUCACACUUGCAAACUCGGCCAAAGUGGUGCCAAAUCAAAGAUAAUCUUAGCAUCAACGACUUAGUCAUUAUAAAGGAUGAUAAUCUACCACCAGCUAAAUGGACUAUAGGCCGAGUCGUCGAACUGCACCCUGGAUCGGACUCGCUAGUCAGAGUGGUUACAUUAAAGACGAAAUCUGGCAUUCAAAAGAGGGAUCAAGAAUCACAAGGAGCCUUCAUGCUGGACGACGCAUUGGCGGGCGGCAUGUACGGAUUAUGA